Molecule: messenger RNA, 915 nt
Organism: Pundamilia nyererei
Lineage: Eukaryota; Metazoa; Chordata; Actinopteri; Cichliformes; Cichlidae
Gene: bdh2
Product: 3-hydroxybutyrate dehydrogenase, type 2
Exons: 10
Coding region: 104-841 (245 amino acids)
Biological process (GO): siderophore biosynthetic process
Cellular component (GO): cytoplasm
Molecular function (GO): 3-hydroxybutyrate dehydrogenase activity
Source: RefSeq, a predicted model, not a curated record
GAGUUCUAGCUGCGUGUCACGUGUCCAGCCUCGCUGAACUCUGACGUUGAGUGCGUCUUGUCGAAGUCGGAGCUGAGCAGAGGGCAGCAGUGAAAGGUAAACUAUGGGUCGCCUGGAUGGGAAAGUGAUUGUUCUGUCCGCUGCUGCUCAGGGGAUUGGACGUGCUGCAGCAAUGGCAUUUGCUAAGGAGGGAGCUCAGGUCACAGCCACAGACAUAAAUGGAGAAAAGCUGAAGGAGCUGGAUGGUAUUCAAGGGAUCAGGACCAAAGUGGUGGACGUGACCAAGAAGGACCAAGUAGAAGCCCUGGCCAAGGAACAUGACCAUGUAGAUGUUCUGUUCAACGUUGCUGGAUUUGUGCAUCAUGGCACCAUCUUGGAUUGUGAAGAGGAUGACUGGGACUUCACAAUGAAUGUCAAUGUGCGGAGCAUGUACCUGAUGAGCAAGGCUUUCUUGCCUAAGAUGUUGGCAAAGAAGUCGGGAAACAUUAUUAACAUGGCAUCUGUUGCAUCAAGCAUAAAAGGCGUUGUUAAGCGGUGUGUCUAUAGUACCUCCAAGGCUGCAGUGAUUGGGCUCACCAAGUCCAUAGCUGCGGAUUUCAUUGAGCAAGGCAUUCGCUGUAACUGUGUUUGUCCUGGGACUGUUGAUACUCCAUCACUGAGGGGUAGGAUCCAGGCUCAGCCCGACCCAGAACAGGCUUAUAAAGACUUUAUGGCAAGACAGAAAACUGGCAGGCUGUGCACAGCCGAAGAGGUUGCACACCUGUGCAUAUACCUGGCCUCAGAUGAGUCAGCCUAUGUGACUGGGACAGAGCACAUCAUCGAUGGAGGUUGGAGACUGUGAGGAAACUGGAAGGACUACAUCAUUACAGAAGUGGAAUCCAAACCUUGAAUUCAAAUAAAGUUGUCAUAAAUGUA